Messenger RNA from Scomber japonicus (chub mackerel), 3410 nucleotides. It is a transcript of the gene pgbd5, whose product is annotated as piggyBac transposable element derived 5. Gene Ontology annotation, cellular component: nucleus. Lineage: Eukaryota; Metazoa; Chordata; Actinopteri; Scombriformes; Scombridae. The record is from RefSeq and is a predicted model, not a curated record. The coding region runs from base 273 to 1907 and encodes 544 amino acids. Gene Ontology annotation, molecular function: transposase activity. The transcript has 7 exons. Gene Ontology annotation, biological process: non-replicative DNA transposition.
UAUUUCAGUACCCUUGAAGCGGACAGCUCUCCCCGGAUCCACACGCUGCUCACCGCCGGGCUCCGCAUCCCGAGCCUGGAGGGCAGGAGGAGAUUAUAAUUCAUCUAUCUAACAUAGGGGGGAAGGUGUAGCCGCUACGUUAAAGGCAAACACCUCCUCCUUCCUCUAAGAUCGUGACCACUUGCACGCCGCUGAAGCCGUAGCGGAAGGGUGAGAAAGAGGGAGGAAAAAAGAAGGUAGUUGCAGCAUCAUCACCGCCACCACAGAGAGAGAUGGCGGAGUGCGGGCGGAAGGCGCUGUCUCUCCUGGAAGCGGCCCGCUCCCGGUACGAGAGCUUGCAGAUAUCCGACGACGUGUUCGGGGAGUCCGGGGAUGACAGCAGCGACAAUCCCUUCUACAGCACCUCCGGAGACUCCGACUCAGACAACUGCAUAGCCGAGGUAGGCGAGGAGGAGCACCACCAUCAUCACCACCUCCACCACCACCACCAACAUCACCAACAAAAGCGGGGCGAUAAGGAGAGUGGGCACAGCGGGGGAGCUGGAGGUGGCAGCACCGGAGCCGGUCCUCCGGGCUCUCUGUCCCGUAGCCAGGCGGAGGAGGAGGGCUGGACGGAGACCCUGCAGGAUGUCACGGUGCCGCCGUACAAAGAGACAUACGGCCCUGCUCAGAAGAUGCCGGCCACCGCCACAGCUCUAGACUUCUUCCAGCUCUUUGUCCCGGACAACUGCAUCCAAAACAUGGUCACCCAGACUAACAUGUAUGCCAAGAAGUUCCAGGAGCGCUUCGGCUUGGACGAGGGCUGGCGCCCCGUCACGGCCCAGGAGAUGAAGGCAUUCCUGGGCUUCGUCACCUCCACCAGUGUGCACCGCUGUGAGUCAGUGCUCAGCAUUUGGAGCUCAGGAUUCUUCAGCAACCGGAGCAUCGCUUUGAAGAUGAGCCAGGCACGCUUCGAGAAGAUCCUUAAAUACUUCCACAUCGUGGCUUUCCGGCCGUCACAAGGAAGCAACCAGGGCCUGUACAAGAUCCAGCCCUUCCUGGACUCACUGCAGCAGUCAUUUAGCUGCACCUUCAGACCUUCACAGACACAGGUUCUUCAUGAACCCUUGAUAGACGAAGACCCAAUCUUCAUCACCACCUGUACGGAAAGAGAACUGAGGAAGAGGAAGAAACGGAAGUUCAGUCUCUGGGUCCGACAGUGCACCUCCACAGGAUUCAUCUGUCAGAUCUCAGUCCAUUUGAAGGACGGCCAGGGUACUGACGGUCUGGCCACCCUGAAGAACAAGCCACAGCUACACAGCCUUGUGGCCAAGCAGCUCUGCCAGAACAUCUCUGGCAGGAACACCAUCAUCUUCACCGGGCCGUCCAUCACCAGCCUCAGCCUCUUCACCGAGUUCAGCAAACAAGAUAUCUUCUGCUGUGGUCUGCUGAGCACCAGGAAGAGCGACUGUACAGGAUUACCCCAGAACAUGCUGGUCUGCGGCUCCACACCGGCGCAGCGUGGUCAAUCACGAGUGAUGAUGAAGGGCAGCAUGUCACUGAUCAGCUGGUACAACAAGGGACACUUCAGGUUCCUGACCAAUGCUUACCCCCCAACAAAACAAGGUAUGAUCAUUAAGAGAAAAAGUGGAGAGAUUCCAUGUCCUCUGGCUGUCGAGGCGUUUGCGGCUCACCUCAGCUACAUCUGCAAAUAUGACGACAAGUACAGCAAGUACUUUAUCUUCCAUAAGCCCAAUAAGACCUGGCAGCAGGUGUUCUGGUUGAGCAUCAGCAUCGCCAUCAACAACGCAUACAUCCUCUACAAGAUGUCUGACGCCUACACAGUCAAACGCUACAGCCGGGCGCAGUUUGGAGAGAGACUGGUUAGAGAGCUGCUGGAUUUAGACGACUGUUCCCCCACACAGUGAGGAAGAGGAGGGGAAGGAUGAGGAGGAGGACAGCAGGAGUGCACAACACAUACACACAAACACACAUGCAAUCACACACACACACAAACACAAUCGUCACACACACAUACACACACAUUUUCUCACUCUUCAUUACGGUUGUGCAGACUCUGCAGUCUGUGUCUAUGUGAUAAUACUGAAGCAGUGCCAAGCCUAUGUCUUUCUCCCUCUAGUUGUUUUUUGUGGUACUGUAAAUAUUCAUUAACACAUGACUGCACUACAAAAUAGAGAAUUAUGAGCCAUGGGACAGUUUACAUGACUCAACUGCAACUUUUAACACAGAUUUACUAAGGAUUUGUCAGCAGGAGCCAUUUCAAAUGCAGAGAUGAAGGCAGCAACAAUGAAACAAUGAAUAUGUCACUCCUAAAUGAUGUCAGCUUCAAGUUUGAACUCUUAUCAAAGAGUUAAAUCAUUGAUAUGAGCCUGAAUCUCAUAUUUGAGUGUUCAAUCGUGUACUCAUCAGACAAAAAAGCUACUUGUAGCUCAAUAUUUACACUCUGCAAAAACACUUGUGACCCUGUAACAAAAGCUUAGUAAACCAGGACUAUGGUGUGUUCACACGCUGCAUGCAUAAAGAAUCUGGAUUGUGAUGUUCUCUUGUAAAGAUGAAUUCUGCUCCAGGUGGGUUUUGAAAAUUUCCGUUUGUGUGUAUGUAUUUAGCAAGUGGAACUGCUUUUCUGCGCAACUUUGAGGCUGAGGAUGUAAAUGUAAGGCUAUUGUGACCCAGAUGUGUUGUUGUGUUGCUGCAUACUGUACUUGCUAGAGGAAGACUGUCAGGUGAUCUAAAGCCACAAGCAGCAGCGUGCCACCAACUCAAAAAAAGAACAAAAAAGGACUUGGUGACAGAUUUGUUAAUAGACAAUAACAAAAAAUGCCAUUAAAUCUGCAGCCAACUUUUGCACCAACAACUCUUUUAUAAGCAGAUAAACUCCUAAUAUUCAUCUCUUUCAUCACUUGUGCAGUUGACUAUACUUUGGCUUUGCAGGGAAAACGUUCAAAAACCUUGAUUGAAUGUAUAGUAAGACAGUGUUGCUAGGCAACAAGUACAAUCUUGGCCAAUGGACAGAAGUUUAGAUAAUAUUGCUUAGCAAGAUUUGGAUCCAGGAAGUAAAAACUAAGCCAUUGGUGGCUUAUAAAAUGUCCCAGAAAACCAAAUGAUGCAACAAAUCUUAAUGUGGUUACAAGACAUUGGAGCUGUCAGAUGUGCAAUGACCUUCAUUCUCACACUUUGCUCUCAAACUGGUGCCCACAUCUCAUCAGGAACUCCAGAAGUCUGACAUGAAACAACUGUGAAAUUUAGGGCUGCAACUAAUUAAUAUUUUCUUUAUUAAUUGACCUGUUCUGGAAUUAAUCAACUUGGUCAGUCUAUAAAAUGUCAGAAAAUAAUGAAAAACCCAAGAUGACGUCUUGAAAUGUCCUAAUAAACAGUACGCAAUACAAAAAUAUUUACUAUCUAUUUAAAUG